Molecule: messenger RNA, 3804 nt
Organism: Synchiropus splendidus (mandarinfish)
Lineage: Eukaryota; Metazoa; Chordata; Actinopteri; Syngnathiformes; Callionymidae
Exons: 5
Coding region: 3055-3756 (233 amino acids)
Source: RefSeq, a predicted model, not a curated record
CGUCCCACACGUAGAUGUUGUGGUCCACCAUCAUGGAGCAGGUGGCCAGAUGGAACUUUCUCUCCGGGCGCCACUUGACUCGUGCGACUGAGGCGAUGGUUUGGACACAGUAGAUCUCCUUUGCACGGUUUGUAGUCAUGUCCCACACCUUCACCAUCUUGUCUCUGCCUCCGGUGGCCAGCCAGCCCCUACAACAGGUACAUAUGUGGUGACCCUAGUAAUGGUUUGACAUUUCUCUGCUGUUUCUUACUGCUGCAGUUUCUUACUGUUCACAACCGUUCACAACGGCAUUUCAACUCCUUUAUCGCAUCAUUUGAAUCAAGGUAUUACUUUCGACUUUAGCAGCAUUGAAUGUGUUCAUCUUUUAGUGUUUGUUAAAGAUAAGUGGGGGAAUAUGGUUGACGCACAAAGGAAAUCAAUGUAAAUUCUAUGGUCACGAUUACUAGCCUUCUCCCACUUGCCACUGUUCAUAUUCAACCGGAGUUUAUCUGCGGGUCUCGAUACUAUACAACGUUGAAUAAACAAAGACAGCAGACAACUUUUAUGACUGUACACAUGAAUAGGAUUAAAGAUCAAGUCUAUGAUAUUACCACAAUUUAGAUUUAAUAGUUUCACCCGUAGUGAUGCCUUUGUUAUAGAGCGAGACUAGAACUUAAAUAAAAACAGAAACCGAUCUUAUUUGCUUAUUGGCAACAGUUCAAACAGGUUUACCUGUCAUCUGGGUGCCAGUCGCAGCAGAACACAGGACCAGUGUGGGCAGUGAACAUUCGCUCGUAGCGGUCAGGUCGCCUGAUGUCCCAAAGCUGGACGUUGCCGUUCUCAAAGGAAGCAGCAAAAGUGUGGUAAUCCUUCAUGCUGAACUGGACAUCCCUCACACUUUCCGACUGCCCUGUGAGUGAGAAGCAAUAUGCAGGACGUGGUGACGUGGACUACAAUAUUGAUCACAUCAGUUGGAGGAAAAAUGAUAUUAGUCCAAGUCAAUGCUCUUAAACAGCAAACUGUUCAUGAGCCAGGCAUUAUUUACCAGAGAAAGUGCUGACAGACUCCUUCUUCCGCAAGUCGAAACACUUCAUGAAUCCAUCCUGCGAGCCGCUGAGAAGCAUGUAAACUUCGGUGGGAUGGAAACACACCUUGUUCACAGUUCGCUUGUGUUCAGUGAACAACUGGUCCUGCUUGUUCCGAGAGGGUUUCCCAAGGUCCCAGGUGACCACUGCCCCGUUUGUAGCAGCGGUGGCCAGCAAGUUCUCUUCCAUUUGGUGCCACAUGACGUCGGCGCAGCUGAAGUUCAGAGACGGUUUGCGACCCACACGCAGGUUUAGUUUCUCCACAAACUGCUCUUCCUCGAGGGCAUAGAUCUUGAAAAUGUUGCGACCAGCCACCACCACCUGUGUGGCAUCUCGGCACACGCUGAUGGCAUUGGCAGGAGCAUCCAAGUGGCAGAACAUGGUUCGGCCACUGAUGGCACUGUUGCCUAGGGCGGUGGUGACCCGUGCCAUCUUGUCCAUGUUCCUUUAAUGUCACAAAACAACUUCAGCAUAAAACAAACAAGUGGGCAACAAACAAUAGCUAAUGAAAGGCUUCGAGUCAGGCUCCGCAUCUUAUUUUUACCUUUUAUUUAGGACAAAUUUUCCAAGGUCACCCACAGUUGAUGGUCGGCCACUGAGUUACCCACCACAAGAUGCGAGUUUAUCACUGCAUGGAGACAACACACAGUCAUCAAGUGACUGAACACUGAUGGACUCUCAUAGACGUUCCAAAGUACACCAACAGGGGGCACCAUUGUGACAACAAAGCAUGUCCCAUCAAGAAGGAUGGGGGCUGCAGCCAUUUAAGCAGGUAUUAGUUCAUUUCAAGAGGGCGGAAUACUUCAGAUAAGCUAUUUAUCUCAAAUAUUUUUGCCAAUCCCUUACUUGCAUUACCUUAAUAUCCUUAUACCAAAAGCAUAACAGGUAUGCUUUGUUCAUUUUACGACAAGUUUAUACACAAGUUAACGCAGAAUAGAUAAAUAGAAUUGUGCAGUAUUUUGAGGCAAAUCAACAUUACUUCCGAAACCAAACAGCGUGAGAACUUACUUUUUGGAGAAUGGGCGUCCUGGUCGUAGUGUGAAUUCACUUCAUGGGUUUCCAGCAAAGAAAACCUGACAACAAGCACAAACUUUUAAGCAAGACAGCACUGGUGUUUGACGUCUGAACCCCCCUCCAAUAAUAAUCAUAAUAAUAAUAAAAACACGACUAUAUGUUUUUUUAUUAAACAUAAGAGAUAAUCAGCCAUGAUUUUAUACCAUUUUUUAAAAGAACUUUAAGGAAUUUAACGCAUUAUUAUGUUGUUACGUAAAACAACAACCCAUAACAAUGCUGUGGUAACACUUUGUAUAUAAAAGUAUGGUAGCGUGCAGUAGAAUAACUAGAUAUCAUCUUUAAAGUAACCAAAUUUGAAACGACUUCCCCCACAUUUAAAUUCAACUUGCACACACUGCGCAGCAAACGCUACGACCUUCGGCACAGUUUUCGUCUGUUUUGUUUUAGUCAUUUCCUUGUGUACACUGUUGAUUCUUCCACAUUCGGUUAUUCUAUAAGGACAGCGCAGCACUGUGUGUUUGUAGACCUCAGGUUUUUAGUGUCUUGUUUAAGACAGUUAUGGGUAAACAUCACUUUUUCAUUGUGACAUCUGGCGAACACUCGCUGCUUCAUAAACAACGCUAGGAUGCUAACGCUAACAGGCAGGUCUGCUGAUGCAGGCUUAAGGGUUAACGAAUAAAUAUAUGUGCUUCAAACAACUACAACAUGUAAACAACCGUUGGCUGUACGUGUUGGGUAGAUGACUACGCCAAGACUAGACUUGAAAGGAAAGAAAUCGGGUGCCUAACCUUAAACUUGCUCAUAGCUCGUAGCACCGGAAGUGUUUUCUUAUGUGUUCUCGCGAGAUUUCCGACACGCGCGUCGUUCAAUCGGAAGCUGCGUAAGUGUCAGUGCGCGAGUAUAGCGUUAGUUCCAAUAAACAAAUCGUGUAUCGUCUUCUUUUUACUUUGUGCGGAAGCUCGUCGUGUGAGCUGCCAUGGCUGCUCUGUUCAACUGCGACGACCCAGUCACAUGGAGGACAGUGUUCGAUCAGUACUGGAGUGUGGUCAAAGACAAGAGUUCAGCCAAGAAACCACCGGGGAAACUGCUCGACUUGGAGAAGUGGUACCAAGAGGAGCUUCCCUCACUGAUUUCGUCUCGAGCACAGAGAUACAUAACACUGUCAGAGAUGGUGAAACUGAUGGAGUGGAAACUCACGAGAGGGAAGUUCCGGCCUCGACUGCAGCAGCUCGUGGCGUCCAACUGUGCGGACACUGUAGAGAAAUGUUCCAGAAAGGCCUUCCUCCUGCUGCCUGACGUGCUGGCAGCCAUUACCGAGCUCAGCACUCUGAAAGGAGUUGGCCCUGCCACGGCGUCAGCUGUGCUGGCGGCCGGAGCUCCUGAUCUGGCUGCAUUCAUGUCUGAUGAAGCCAUGGAGAGUGUUCCGGGACUGAAGCCCAUCCAGUACACAGCCAAACACUACACACUGUAUCUGGACGAGAUGGUGAAGAGGACAGAAAGGCUAACCAAAGUGGACCCCACGCAGGACUGGACCCCCCACAGAGUGGAGCUGUGUUUGUGGGCGUGGACCAUCGGCAUGCAGCUGCAGCAUCCAGCUCUCAUGGAGGUUGAUGUGAAGAGUGUGAAGGAGAGUGCAGGCGCUGAUCAGAGACCAGCUAAGAGGCUUAAAAGCAAGUGAAAAUAUGUCAUUGUUUCCCAACAAAUGCUUUUGUCUGUUUCCUUAUGA